This is a messenger RNA of Dromaius novaehollandiae (emu), 2439 nucleotides long. RefSeq names its product interferon related developmental regulator 2 (gene IFRD2). Lineage: Eukaryota; Metazoa; Chordata; Aves; Casuariiformes; Dromaiidae. The record is from RefSeq and is a predicted model, not a curated record. Bases 37 to 1389 code for a protein of 450 amino acids. The transcript is spliced from 12 exons.
UUUGGCUGCUGGCAAUUUGCUUCCUCUCUGCCGGAAAUGAAAGUACUGUGCUGCGUGGGCUGCUCCAGGCACCCGUCCCCGUCCCCAGCGUGGCCCUUGCCCAAGGGGCCGCAAGGCAAGGGGGCACCGACAGGUGCCCAGAGCAGUGCCAAGCCGGACUCGCAGGCCAGUGACGACGAGGCCGUCAGCGAGGUGCUGAGUCAUUACAGCAGUGCCAGCGAAGGGGCCAGCCUGGCGGAGGAGGGCACAGGGAGUGAGGCAGUGGAUGAACAAGCCCAGGAGGAGGAAGCAGAGGACAAGUUGAAGGAGUACAUGGACAGCAUCCUGGACAAGAGUGCCAAGACACGCCAGGCGGCCCUGCAGAGCCUGCGUCUGGCCUUCUCCUCCAAAACACUCUCUGAGUUCUUGCUGGAACGUCGCCUCACGCUUACCGACUCCUUGGAGAAGUGUCUCAAGAAAGGUAAAGGGGAGGAACAGGCACUGGCGGGCACUGUCCUCACCCUCCUCUGCCUCCAGAUGGGCUCUGGCCCUGAGGGUGAAGAGGUAUUUCGCAGCUUGAAGCCCCUGCUCGUCAGCAUCCUGACAGACAGCACAGCCAGUGCUAUCGCCCGGCAGAGUUGUGCCACAGCCCUGGGCAUGUGUUGCUACAUUGCUGCUGCUGAUCUAGAGGACCUGGUGUCAUGUCUGUCCUGCUUAGAGGGCAUCUUCAACACCCCUGGUGUGGGCGAGGGCAGCUCAGUGCUCGUGCAGCAUGGCCCUCUGCACUGCAGUGCCCUCCAGUCGUGGUCCCUCCUCCUCACCAUCUGCCCCACCUCCCACAUCAAGAGUAUUUUGGACAAUCACUGGCUCAAGCUGCCCUUGCUGCUGUCCAGCAACAGCAUCGCGCUGCGCAUCGUGGCUGGAGAAACCAUCGCGCUGGUCUUUGAGCUAGCCCAGGAUGUGGAGGAGGACUUGUGCCACCAGGACACUGAGUUCCUGCGUGCCCAGCUCAAAGUCCUGGCCACCGAGAGCAACAAGUAUCGGGCCAAGACAGACCGGCGAAAGCAACGCUCCAUCUUCCGGGACAUCCUGCGUUUCAUUGAGAGUGGGGAAUAUCAGGAGGAGACCAUCCGAUUUGGCCUGGAGUGUAUGUAUGUGGACAGCUGGGCACGUCGGCGAACAUACCAAGCCUUCAAAGAGGUGCUGGGCUCCGGCAUCCGCCACCACCUCCAGAACAACGAGCUGCUACGGGAGAUCUUUGGCCUUGGGCCCCCAUUGGUGCUGGAUGCAGCUACUCUGAAAGCCAGCAAGGUCUCCCGCUUUGAGAAGCACCUCUACAAUUCGGCUGCCUUCAAAGCCCGCACGAAAGCCCGGAGCCGGGUGCGGGACAAGCGGGCGGACGUGCUGUGAUGGGCAGAGCAGGGCAGUGCCCCCUGGCCCAUGUGGACUGCAGACCCAGCACUGUGAGGGGCAGUUGCCCCUGGCCCUCGGGCUUUUAUACGUGUACAGCAGAGUAUUUAAUGCCUGGUGCUGCCCCGCUGGGGUUUGCCCCCUCUUUUAUUUUUUUAACCAAAAAAAAAAGAAGAAAAGGGUAAAAGAAAAGUAGAGAGGGGAGGUAGUGGGGUGCUGCUGCGUGCCUGCUCUGUGCCAAGGGGGACUGCUGCUCCAUGUGGCACAGUGGGAGAGGGUGUCACAGGGUUACUGCAGCCCAUUUGGGAAGCAAGGUUUACGGGGGGAUCCCCCAUUUGUGCUCCCCUCCCCAGUCCUGUGUGAGUAUAGGCGUUGCCCAUCAUGGCCAGAAGAGCUGGCUGGGGAGAGUCCUGCUGUGGCCUUACGGAGCACAGAGCUAGGUUUCUUCAGGGUGGGAGUGGGGAGGGGUGCCCACGCUGCCCCAAGCGGACUGGGAGAGCUGUGCUUUCUGCCCUGCUAGGUGCAGAAAGCUGGGGUGGCUGGCCCAGCUCUCUGUGCCCACUGGUGUGCCUGCGGCAGGAGCGCUGCCCCAGUUCCUUGCUGCCACGCUGGACAUAGCCCAUGCAGCUGGUAGCAGCCUGGCACCCAAGGAUGGUGGCUGAGUAGCACAGGUUCCUGGGGGCUGGCAGGCACUGCCCAGCCCUGCCAGCUAACUGCUGUGAGCCCUUUUCUAGCCCCAUGCUUUGUAUGAAAUAACCCUUUUGUGGGAAACAAAUUAGGGGUGGGGGUGGUGCAGCGGGCACCUCCCUGCGUUGCCUCUGCCUCCCUGGGGGGCCAGGCUGGGCACCACUCCCUGGGGCACCCAUUUUGCCAACCCUGGGCAGGGGCUGCCACGGCUCCAGUAUCAAGGGCUGCAGAUGGCAUGACUCCCUGUACGGUAGGAGUGGGGUCACGCCAGCUAGGAGUUUCCAUCCACCCCGGAAUGUAUUUAUGGUGGCGAUUUUAUAAGACUUGAUUACUGGAGGUAAUUAAAAGGCUGAUUGCAGGGUG